Molecule: messenger RNA, 1492 nt
Organism: Eleginops maclovinus (Patagonian blennie)
Lineage: Eukaryota; Metazoa; Chordata; Actinopteri; Perciformes; Eleginopidae
Gene: ilkap
Product: integrin-linked kinase-associated serine/threonine phosphatase
Exons: 11
Coding region: 252-1289 (345 amino acids)
Biological process (GO): negative regulation of canonical NF-kappaB signal transduction; positive regulation of canonical Wnt signaling pathway; positive regulation of canonical NF-kappaB signal transduction
Cellular component (GO): cytosol; nucleus
Molecular function (GO): protein serine/threonine phosphatase activity; cation binding
Source: RefSeq, a predicted model, not a curated record
CGGAAAUCCCCUUGUUGACAGUUGAUGCUAACUCGAUGCUAGCAGCUGGAGCUAAACUGGAAUCGAGACCAACGUUUCUGCGAUUUAAAUACAAAUAACACGUUGAGCAGCGAACCGUAGGAAUAAUUUAAUCAGUUUAAGGAAACUAUUCACACUAACCGACUCUGCUAUGUUAUAAUAUAUUACAGGAAGCUAACGGAUGCUAAGCUAACAGUUCACAGGGUCUGAGUACUUCUCCCACCUCUGGUUGAAUGGAUCUCUUCGACGACCUUCCUGAACCGACACAGCCCCCUGUGUCAGCAGCGGUCACAGCUCGAUCCCAGCAUACCAAAGAAGAAGAAGAAGUGGAGAGGAGCUUGAAAAGGAAACGAUGUCCGGCCAAUGAGAGGGAGGAGUUAAGGGAGGAGGUCAAGAAAGUUUGUAAAGAAGGCCUCCCCCUGCUGAAAGGCUAUGUGGCGUCGCGGCGUGGAGAACGUGAGGAGAUGCAGGACGCUCACCUGCUGCUGCCGGACAUGAGCAGCUGUCUGUCCGCACUGCCAGGACACCUGUCUCAAGUUUCGUACUUUGCCGUGUUCGACGGUCACGGAGGAGCUCGAGCCUCUCGCUUCGCUGCGGAGAAUCUCCACCACAACCUGGCCAAGAACUUCCCCAGCGGAGAGACGGAGAACGUGGACAAGCUGAUAAAGAAAUGUCUCCUGGACACUUUCCGGCAGACGGACGAAGAGUUUCUGAGGAAAGCUUCCAGUCAGAAGCCGGCGUGGAAGGACGGCUCCACGGCGACCUGCGUGCUGCUGGUGGACGACACGGUGUACGUGGCCAACCUGGGAGACAGCCGGGCGGUGUUGUGUCGGAUGGAGUCAGCAGAGGAUCAGAGGAAGUGUGUGACUCUGUCUCUGAGUAAGGAACACAACCCGACCAUCUACGAGGAGAGGAUGAGGAUCCAGAGAGCGGGAGGCACCGUCAGGGAUGGCAGGGUGCUGGGUGUCCUCGAGGUGUCUCGCUCUCUCGGGGACGGUCAGUAUAAACGCUGCGGGGUCAUUUCCUCCCCGGAGCUGCGGAGGCUACAGCUCACCGCCAAUGACAGGUUUAUCCUCCUGGCCUGUGACGGUCUGUUCAAAGUGUUCUCUGCUGAUGAGGCGGUUCAUUUGGUCCUGGACGUGCUGCAGGAGGGGAGUCAGACGGGGGAGGAGGGGAAGUUCGAAGCCGCCUGCCAGCAGUUAGCCGGGGAGGCAGUGAGACGUGGCUGUGCCGACAACGUGACUGUGAUCCUGCUCUCUAUCGUCUUCUGAACACACACACACACACACACACACACACACACACACCUGUCUGCGUUUUUUCCAAUAAAAUCCUGUUGGCUGUAGAGGAGUGUUUGUGUCUCCAUCAGUGAUGAUGUUAAUAAUAUAAUAAUGAUAACCACAGUUAAAAAAGAUGAGAUCAGUUUAAAUGAAUAAAUGCUGAAAUAAUUGAUAAUUAAUACAGGAAAUUAAAA